AUGAUGCCGACGUCGGGCAACGACGCCGGCGCCUGCGACGGUGACGGCUCGCCGCACGGGGUCAAGAAGAUGUGGACCAAGGAGGAGGACGACCUGCUGCGGGAGCAGGUGCGGCGCUGCGGCGGCCCGCACAACUGGGACUCCAUCUGCCGAGGGCUGCCCGGCCGCAACUCCAAGUCGUGCCGCCUCCGCUGGUGCCAGCACCUCGACCCCAGGGUGGAGGCCGUCAAGCCCUUCACCAUCCAGGAGGACAUGCUCAUCGUCAAGUACCAGGCCACCUACGGCAACCGCUGGUCCACCAUCGCCGAUUUCCUCUCCGGCCGCACCGACAAUGCCGUCAAGAAUCGCUGGAACUCUGUCCUCCGCAAGCGCCAGGAGCACGCCCCCUCCCAACAGGGCCAGACGCGCCCGUGGGCUCCUUCCGCUGCCCGACAGGCCGCGGGCCCCGAGGUCACGCCGCGGUGCCUGCCGCUGUUCCCUGGUUCGGCCGAGGAGGUGUGGGAGGCUGACACAUCUGCGGCGGCGAGGAAGUGCCUCGACCUGUUCCCUCUGGCGCCCGGGGAUAUCAGGGCCGAUGUGGAUGCAGCGGCGCCGCCCAGUGACAUGGCUUGCGGAGCAGGCGACCCGCUCACCGAGCUGAGGCUCUGGCCGGCGCCGAGAGUGGUGUUCGACGUAAUGCCGCUCCAGGCUUACCGGAUGUAG
This is a messenger RNA of Triticum turgidum subsp. durum (durum wheat), 702 nucleotides long. Lineage: Eukaryota; Viridiplantae; Streptophyta; Magnoliopsida; Poales; Poaceae. The record is from the annotation of a GenBank genome assembly.